GGGCACAGAAGUUCUUUUUUAAAUGUAGGAAAGGUGUUUGAUAUGAUGGAUCUGAGUUGCUUUUCAUGUGAACUGUUGAACUAAGAUGGAUUACAAGUAGGCAAAAAUGUUCUGCUCCAUUUAGUAGAUUCUUCUGUUCUUUGUUGUUAGGUACACACACUGUAAAUCCAUUCCUUCUAAAUUCAUUAAAAUGUAAAUCUUUCUGAAAUGGAUAAUAGUUUUAUGCCAUGGACCUAUUAGAGAAGGUCUCGAGUGUCCAUUUGUGCCUUUCUGCCUUGGUUAUGCAAAUAUAGUUAUACACAUUGGCCUCUCAAGUCUCUUCAAAUUUGUGUGCAAGUUCGAUUCACUUCUACUCCUUAUUCAUCAUCAAGAGUGAACCAACCAAAAAAGAAAAAAAAAAGGAAAAGCUCUACCUUUGCUUGGUUAGUUUGGGUAUUAUACAUGGAGGAAACAUUCGUACCCUUGCGGGGAAUUAAAAAUGAUCUUAAAGGAAGACUUUUAUGCUACAAACAAGACUGGAGUGGUGGAUUACGGGCCGGUAUCAGGUUCUUAUCCUUCAUCAUGCUCUUCAAUUAUGGGUCUUUAACAGCCGUCCAAACACUUGCAUCAACCGCGCUAUGUGGCGUUAUCCACUCUGUCAUAGGUGGGCAGCCAUUACUCAUACUCGGUGUGGCCGAGCCAACUGUCUUAAUGUACACUUUCAUGUUCAAUUUUGCUAAAGAAAGGAAAGAUUUGGGCCAGAAGCUCUUCUUAGCUUGGACAGGAUGGGUGUGUGUUUGGACAGCCCUUUUGCUUUUCUUGCUUGCUAUCUUGGGCGCGUGUUCUAUCAUUAACCGGUUCACUCGUCUUGCUGGUGAAUUAUUCGGGCUUUUGAUUGCAAUGCUUUUUAUGCAGCAGGCUAUUCGUGGGGUUGUGGAGGAAUUUGGUAUUCCUAAGAGAGGAAAUACAAAAGAUGCGGCAUUUUCGCCUUCGUGGCGUUUUGGAAAUGGGAUGUUUGCAUUAGUACUAUCCUUUGGCCUUUUACUUACUGCAUUAAGGAGUCGAAAAGCUAGGUCUUGGCGUUAUGGAGCAGGAUGGCUUCGAGGAUUUGUAGCGGAUUAUGGUGUGCCUCUUAUGGUGCUCGUGUGGACUGCGAUUUCUUAUAUACCGGUUAAUGAUGUCCCACGUGGAAUUCCGAGACGGCUUUUUAGCCCAAAUCCAUGGUCUGCUGGUGCAUAUUCGAAUUGGACAGUCAUUAAGGAUAUGGUGAAUGUGCCUCCACUUUAUAUUGUUGGGGCAUUUAUUCCGGCCACUAUGAUUGCCGUGCUUUACUAUUUCGAUCACAGUGUUGCAUCUCAACUGGCCCAGCAACAGGAGUUCAAUCUGAAAAAGCCCGCGUCUUAUCAUUAUGACCUUCUUCUCUUAGGCUUUCUGGUCAUAAUAUGUGGUCUUAUUGGCAUACCUCCUUCCAAUGGAGUUAUUCCUCAAUCCCCAAUGCACACAAAAAGUUUGGCAACUUUAAAGCAUCAGCUUUUGAGGAAUAAGCUUGUAUCAACUGCUCGAGCUAGCAUUCGGAAAAACGCCAGUUUAUCUCAGUUGUAUAGAAGCAUGCAAAACGCAUAUUCCGAAAUGCAGACUCCUCUCGUUUAUCAAGCUCCAUCUUCUCUGAGACUAAAGGAGCUGAAAGACUCGACAAUCCAACGAGCUGCCAGUUGCGGUUACAUGGAUGCACCAGUUGACGAGGCCAUUUUUGACGUGGAAAAAGACGUUGAUGACCUUUUACCGGUGGAAGUUAAGGAGCAAAGGCUCAGUAAUCUACUUCAGGCCAUUAUGGUUGGAAGUUGUGUUGCGGCUAUGCCUCUCUUGAAAAAAAUUCCAACUUCAGUACUGUGGGGCUAUUUUGCUUUCAUGGCAAUCGAAAGCUUGCCUGGAAAUCAGGUUCUAGAAGAGUACCAUGCAACAUUCGUGGAGACGGUUCCUUUCAAAACGAUUGCUUUCUUCACGUUGUUUCAGACAUUUUACUUGCUUUUGUGCUUCGGUAUAACAUGGAUUCCAAUAGCCGGUGUUCUUUUCCCUUUGCUGAUUAUGCUGCUUGUACCCGUUCGACAAUAUCUACUUCCCAAGUUCUUCAAAGGAGCUCAUUUGCAAGACUUGGAUGCUGCCGAGUAUGAAGAGGCCCCUGCCAUAACUUUAAAUUUUUUUAUACAGGAUCAAGUCAAUCAGCCACAAGUGACGAACAUUGAUAGUGGCGAACUAUUAGACGAGAUUAUCACGAGGAGUCGCGGUGAAAUUCGACACGCGCGCAGCCCGAAAGUGACGAGCUCCAACCAAUCCCCACUCGAUGAAAUGAAGCCCGUUUUCAGCCCGAGAAUCUCUCGCGUGGCCCGAAGCCCACGUUUGGACGAGAUAAGAAAGGAGCUAAGCCCGAGAUCGAGCAGCAAAGGGCCUGAAAUAAAGCAAACUCCGAGUCCUCGUUUAUCGAUUCUCGGCGAAACGAGCCGUGGCUCGUCGUCAUAA
Striga asiatica is the source of this 2496-nucleotide messenger RNA. The record is from the annotation of a GenBank genome assembly. NCBI's taxonomy places the organism in Eukaryota, Viridiplantae, Streptophyta, Magnoliopsida, Lamiales, Orobanchaceae.